GGUAAUUCAAUAGACGAAGAAGAAAAAGCAGCUAACAGCUGUUAGCUAACYGUUUACGAAGUGAACGACAUCAAGAAGGUGUUUUUGUUACAAAGAAAAGACGUAAUUUCACAAACAUUGAUGGUCUGGAGUCACAGAAUCAUACAUCUGUCUGUAACAAGUGACAGAAGCGAUGAACUUCCAGAGCAGUCGGAGGAGAGGGGAAGAUGGCGUGGCCGUGGUGAUCGACUUCCUGCUGUCUAACGCUCGGCUGGUUCUGGGAGUUGGAGGAGCUGCYCUGCUGGGCAUCGCCACGUUGGCGGUGAAACGGCUCAUAGAGCGAGCCGGCCGUGCAGCAGAAGAUGAAAAGGUGGAACAGAAGAUGGCAGAGAGCUGGGAAGAGCUGAGUUUAGUUUCUUCUUCUCCGACACUCCUCAGGAAGGGCUUGGAGGGUGUGGUUAUGAAGCAUGUCACCAAGGCAAACAGACAGCAGAAAGACGACCUCUGCCAAAAAGCASAGCCGUCCUCUCCUGAGGUGCAGCCUCAACCUGAGUCCAAGACCAAGAGACAGCGGCUGUGUGUGCUUACUUUGCAGGAGCGUCUGGAGCAGUAUUAUCGCACCAGGGUGGCCCUUGCUCCAAGUGAGGUCCAGCGGGCUCAGGCUCUGGCUCURGACAUCUGCACAGAGAUCCAGGGCUUUCUUCACAGCAGUCACCCCGACAUGCCUCUGGGAGAAAUGAGCCUUGGAGGUUCUCUGMUGGACGACUUGCAGGUGGUGAGUGCAGACCAUGUGUCUCUGCUGGUGCCUCUGCAGCUGGACCCUUCUUUGUGGCGCCCCAUCCCCGGGGAGGAAACGCUGCUCACACACCCUCUGCACUGGAUGGUCCGACGGGUCAAUCUGGAGUACUUCCCCCGAGGACGCAGUUACUGGGACAGGUAUCUGGUGGGCGGUUACCUGUCAGCAGAAGCUGUAGUGAACAUGUUCACUAAGGCAGUGAUGGAAACGGUGAACUGGCUGUCUAUCAGCAGCACUUUGGACUGCCUCGUCAGACCUGUGCUGGGAGGUCCGGACCUGAAGAUAGAGAUCAGGCCCGAUUGUGAAAAAGAAGGAAUGGAGUGCAGCGACCAGCCGCUCUUCGUCUCCAUGUUGCCCAUUCUGAGCGAGGGAGACGUGGUUCUGACCGCUCAGCCUGAGCUCACCUCUCCCUGGGUGAACGCCUGGCACCUCUCCCUCUACCCCUGGGAGACGCAGCGUUUGGCCCAGUUGGACGCCGCUGACGGCGGCUGCCGCAGACACGCACUCAAAGUCCUCAAGGCGGUGUGCCGACUAAGCCCCGCUCUGCGACCGCUAAAGGCCGCCCCGUUGGCCAAUCUCAUCCUGCACCUCAGCGACGGUGAGCGCGACUGGUCCGAGAGCAGCCUGGACGUCAGAUUCCAUCAAUGCAUCACUGAGCUGAUCGGCCACCUCGAACAAGGCGCCUUACACAGUUACUUUAAACCUGCUGUCAAUCUGCUGAGCGGCUUGUCGGAGGAUCAGGUGGACCAGGUGGGCUUCAUGCUCUACUGUGCUGUGUCAGAGCCUGAAAUACUGUUCAUCUAGGUCUGUGCAGCACGUCACGUUACCCUGACGCGAAGAAGAGAGGGACAGAGAUGGAAGACAAAUCCAACAAGUUGUAAUAGAUGUGCCAAGAAAAAGAAGACGUUUUUGAGUGUUUCAGGAUGCCUCUGUUCUGCUGGUUCUGCGUUUUAUUUUGAGUUCUUGUCUUUUGUUUGUUAAUGGUCCUCAUUCCUUUUCCCACCUAAUUAUCUGUCAGUGUGCCAUCUGUGUUUUCAACAUACUGUUCAUUUUGUUCAAUUUUGAACCUAUGCACAACAGCAGAGACAAACUGCUGAGAAGCACCUCAAAYUGCUGCUCUUACUGUAUCGAAUGACUCUGAUUCUAACUUAUUUAAUUUAUUAUACAGAGAGCUUAGAUCUCUGUUUAAUCCUCUCAGUCCUGCGAUUAGUUAUUAUAAAUAAUGUGGGCAUGUUUCAGGUGCGUUUUUGUGUGGCUGUAAGACAUUUUUUGUGUGCGAGUGAAUGAACAGAACUACCAAUAAAAAAAUCAAGUGCUUUUUUUAUGCUCUAAUGUAAUAAAUGGGUGUUGGUUUCAGUUAACCAGAAGAAACUAGAUGGCUCAAAUUAAAUAACUUUAAUUUUACUAAGAAAAAA
Molecule: messenger RNA, 2190 nt
Organism: Austrofundulus limnaeus
Lineage: Eukaryota; Metazoa; Chordata; Actinopteri; Cyprinodontiformes; Rivulidae
Gene: mief2
Product: mitochondrial elongation factor 2
Exons: 8
Coding region: 173-1579 (468 amino acids)
Biological process (GO): mitochondrion organization; positive regulation of mitochondrial fission
Cellular component (GO): mitochondrial outer membrane
Source: RefSeq, a predicted model, not a curated record